Molecule: messenger RNA, 3852 nt
Organism: Stegostoma tigrinum
Lineage: Eukaryota; Metazoa; Chordata; Chondrichthyes; Orectolobiformes; Stegostomatidae
Product: sodium- and chloride-dependent creatine transporter 1-like
Exons: 14
Coding region: 241-2169 (642 amino acids)
Biological process (GO): sodium ion transmembrane transport
Cellular component (GO): membrane
Source: RefSeq, a predicted model, not a curated record
CGGUUCCCCUGCAUACAGCGUCUGAUGGAGAAGGGGGUUAUAGACGGCUUCAGCCCUUGCUCCGUUUCGGCUCCGCAGCCCCCCAGUGCCCCUCCUGCUGUGCUGAGCCUCCUCUCUCCGCCCAGCCUCCAGCUUCCAUGAGAUUUUUUAGGCUCACCUUCAAGUGUUUUGUGGAUUGCUUCUGAAAUCUAACGACCUAUUGACUUUGUGUUCAAAUCAUCUCAGUCCCAUCUUUGCACCAUGUUAUCAGCCUCAACACAGCUUCAUUCAGGUGGAAUUGGCUGUCCCCGUGCCCCUGAAAGCGAAAACACUGAGCUGGCUGGUGACCCAGAGUCUGGUCAGGAAGAUAAAUCUGUAUUGACUCCUCUCGUUGUCACAAACGGUUGUGUCAAAGAGCCAGUAUCGGAGCGAGAGACAUGGACACGACAGAUGGAUUUCAUCAUGUCCUGUGUAGGGUUUGCUGUGGGACUGGGUAAUGUUUGGCGAUUUCCCUACCUGUGUUAUAAAAAUGGUGGUGGAGUCUUCCUCAUUCCUUAUUUGCUGAUUGUUUUGGUGGGAGGAAUCCCAGUUUUUUUCUUAGAGAUUGCACUGGGGCAGUUCAUGAAACAGGGAGGUAUCGGUGCAUGGAAUAUCGUACCUCUCUUCAAAGGUUUGGGCUUCGCUUCGAUGGUGAUUGUGUUUUUCUGUAACACGUAUUAUAUCAUGGUGCUUGCCUGGGGCUUGUACUAUCUCAUCCAUUCCUUCACCAACAAUCUUCCUUGGGCAACGUGUGGAAACUCGUGGAACACUCCAGAAUGUACUGAAGUCUUCCGACAUGAUCAAUGCUACAACGGGACCAUUGUUAACUCCACGGCCUUCAAUGUGAGCUGUGAUGAGCUCGUGGACAAGCGCUCGCCCAUCAUUGAGUUUUGGGAGAGGAAGGUGCUGCGUAUCUCUGUUGGGAUUGAUCACCCCGGAUCUAUCAACUGGCAGAUGCUCCUGUGUGUCCUCGCCACCUGGAUUAUCGUCUAUUUCUGUAUUUGGAAAGGUGUGAAGUCAACAGGGAAGGUUGUCUAUUUUACGGCCUUAUUCCCCUACCUCGUUCUGGUCAUCCUCCUUGCUCAUGGGGUCUCACUUCCGGGAGCUUUGAAUGGCAUCAUUUAUUAUCUGAAACCUGAUUGGUCCAAGCUUGGUGAAGCUCAGGUUUGGAUUGAUGCAGGAACCCAGAUCUUUUUCUCAUAUGCGAUUGGAUUAGGAGCACUUACAGCACUAGGCAGCUACAAUCGUUUUCACAACAACUGCUACAGAGAUGCAUAUCUCCUGGCUCUGAUUAACAGCACCACCAGCUUCUUCUCUGGGUUUGUUGUAUUCUCUGUGCUUGGCUUUAUGGCAUCUGAACAAGGGAUCGAUAUCUCCAAAGUGGCUGAGUCUGGACCUGGCCUGGCUUUCAUUGCGUACCCCAAAGCCGUGACCCUGAUGCCAAUUGCCCCUCUCUGGGCAGCUCUGUUCUUCUUCAUGCUCCUGAUCCUCGGCUUGGAUAGUCAGUUUGUGGGAGUCGAGGGUUUUAUCACUGGAAUCAUGGACCUGUUCCCAAUGUACGUGUCUGGGGGACUGCGGAGGGAGAUCGUCGUUGCAGUUUGCUGUCUGAUCUGUUUUGUCAUUGACCUGUGCAUGGUAACAGAAAGUGGCAUGUACAUCUUCCAGCUGUUUGAUUAUUACUCUGCUAGUGGCAUCACAUUGCUGUGGCAGGCGUUCUGGGAGUGUGUGGUCGUGGCCUGGGUGUACGGUGCAGAUCGCUUCAUCGAUGACAUUGCUCGGAUGAUUGGUUAUCGCCCAUUACCCUGGAUCAAGUGGUGCUGGCUGUUUAUCACCCCCUGUGUCUGUGUGGGAAUCUUCCUGUUCCAUAUUGUAAACUACAAACCCCUCACUUACAACAAGACCUAUGUGUACCCCUGGUGGGGCGAGAUGAUUGGCUGGAUCCUGGCUAUAGCUUCCAUGGUCUGCAUCCCCCUCACUGUGGGAAUCAAGAUGCUUCGAGCUGAGGGAACCCUCAAACAGCGCUGGCGAUGCCUGACCACUCCAGUGUGGGGCUCACAUCACCUGCAGUACAUGAACACAGAGAUCUCCUCCAAAUUCUGUUCACCAGAAGGGCAAAUCCAGGGGCACAAAGAGAAGGAAACAGCCAUCUAGCUGCCUUGCAGAGUGGAGCUCUCUCCUGUAUCCCUCAAAUCCAAUUCCCUUCACUGCUCUGCCAAGUUCUGUCUGUGAUUUUGCAUAUCAUCAAUUCCCAUGCAGAUUGCACACGUAAAUCUUCAGGUGUUUUGUACAGAGUGUAGCUGUCAAUGUCAGUGUAAUGGCUGUUUUUUUUUGGCUGUAUUGUUUGCUUUGUAAAUAUGCACGGUUUUAGGAAUCUGCACUGUGACCAGGCACAGCAACGGGUGUUAGAAAUGCUGAGGUUCAACCUCCCAAAUCUCUAACGAAGACCAGCCAACAGCAUUCUCUGAUCCUCUCCAUCCUCUCCAUUCAAAUUGGCCUUUUCUGGGUAAAGCAAGCUGGUGUCAACAUUGGGCUUGAAAUGAAAAGGCCCCAUCCAUCUCAGGAGGAGCUCGCCAGGGAAUGGACCGUACUGACGGAGCGACAGAGAGAGGGAGACAGCGCAAGAACAAGAGCCAGCUACACACCAGAGAGGCAGGAACAAGAGAGCAGAAGCUCAGGGUGUGGACGGGAAGAGGUUGCUUGCACACAAUUUGAGGGCUGACUGCGCAGAGAUGGCAGUAGGAGCUUUUGAGGCAGGUACACUGAACAAGUGAAGAUUGCAACAGCACGCGAUGAGGAGAUGGGUACCAAUCUCCGGUCCAGUCUUUCACAGUUUGUAACAUAACUGACGUUUCAUGCUACAAGUUACUCAGGUCACUUCAUUGUUUCUCCUCAUUCUGGUUGGCUUGUGUGAAUGGAGAGAGGUGUGGGAUAUAUCUGUGCUCUGUUUAUUAACAGUAUUACACUUCAGUGGCUCCAUGCACCCCCUCGAUUCAUUUUGACUCAAGCUUUUAGAAGUUGUAUAAGAAAAACCUUUCCUUUUCUAUUGUACCUUUCAUAGUCUCUAGACCUUCCAAAGAGCAUCAAAGCCGUGAAGUAUUUUUGCCGGGUGUCCGUUGGUGGAGUGAAGGAAAGCUGACAAGAACCCACAAACAAAAGCAUGAUAAAGCUGUGUGUCAGUUAAGGGAUAAACGCUGGCCAGGAUAUCUUUGAAAAGUGCUCCCAGAUCUUUCACAUUCACCUGACAGAAUGUCAACUCAUUAUGCCAUCCCAGGACGUGAACGCUCAGACUCAGAGAGGAGAGGAUUUCCCAUGAAGCCUGAGCCACAGCUCACUACAGUUGCCCUUGGACCUUAGCUGCCUUUCAUGUCGAACCUUGUUUAUUUGACAGGAAUGUUAGUUAAAUAUGCUUUCGCGUUAAUGAUUCAAACUCCCCUUAUAUUGUCAGACAGACGGAGGAAGAGCUUUCUGAAGGUUUUCGGUAGGACAUCGGGACUGCAACAAUUGGAAAUCAGCCCAAGGUGCCAAAAUUCCUCAUGUCCUCAACUGGUAAAAUGAAAGGAGUUGGGCUGAUAAAUUGUGUGAGGAAAUCAGCUUAGGAGAUGGUCUGAUUGGGAUUCAUUUGUACAACAGUAUCAGACUGGAAACCAUGUCAUUCAAAAGCAGACACUGAGUGAUACAAUCUGGGCAUGAAGGUGUUCGGGUAAACACAAGGGUUUACACUCCCUGAAAGAGUUUACACUCUCUUUCAUUUUCACACAUUUGCAGGUCAUUUACUGAACAAAACAAAAUUGCUCCAGCUUAAAAAUGCAAUAAAUUUUAGAACAUUGGUGUGAA